Messenger RNA from Triticum dicoccoides, 2004 nucleotides. Its product is annotated as NAC transcription factor NAM-1-like. Lineage: Eukaryota; Viridiplantae; Streptophyta; Magnoliopsida; Poales; Poaceae. The record is from RefSeq and is a predicted model, not a curated record. Gene Ontology annotation, biological process: regulation of DNA-templated transcription. The coding region runs from base 365 to 1603 and encodes 412 amino acids. The transcript has 3 exons. Gene Ontology annotation, molecular function: DNA binding.
AUUGCCACUCCACUGUGCGCGCGUAGGCAUUCUAGCCAGCGUAGAGUAGUGGUUAGAGCGACCAGUAGCAGCAGCCCAGUUAAUACUCACGCUAGGUAAAGAUACUGGAUGUAUCCCACGAUCGACUAAUCCUUGUGCUUUCUCAUCGAUAUAUAUAUUGGCCCAAACACUAAUCUUAUCCCUUCCUUCUCGAACGGUUUCUCCACUUGCAUACGCGCACCCCGGCCGGGCCGAGCUCCUUUUCGCGAGAGGAAGCAGCUGGCCACUUAACUUGCUCUCGUGCUCACCUAGCUAGCUGCCUAGCUAACACCCAGCUGCCCUAGCCCCUAGCUAGCUAGCAACCUAUGCGAAUUGGGGAGGAGGCAUGAGCAGUAGACACGAGGGCGGCGGCCAUGGCGCCGCGGCGGCGGCGGCGGGAGGAGCUGGCGUGGGGAGUAUCAAGGAGGGCGGCGGCCGGGACGCGCACGAGGACGACCUGGUCAUGCCGGGGUUCCGGUUCCACCCGACGGAGGAGGAGCUCAUCGAGUUCUACCUCCGCCGCAAGGUGGAGGGCAAGCGCUUCAAUGUCGAGCUCAUCACCUUCCUCGACCUCUACCGCUACGACCCCUGGGAGCUCCCAGCGCUGGCGGCGAUUGGGGAGAAGGAGUGGUUCUUCUACGUGCCGAGGGACCGCAAGUACCGGAACGGGGACAGGCCCAACCGGGUGACGGCGUCGGGGUACUGGAAGGCGACGGGGGCGGACAGGAUGAUCCGGGCGGAGAACAACCGCUCCAUCGGGCUCAAGAAGACGCUCGUCUUCUACUCCGGCAAGGCGCCCAAGGGCGUCCGCAGCAGCUGGAUCAUGAACGAGUACCGCCUCCCCACCGCCGACACCGACCGAUACCACAAGACAGAAAUCUCUCUCUGCCGCGUCUACAAGCGCACCGGCAUCGACGACGGCCGUGGCCACCCCUCCUCGGCGCGGUCGACGAUGCCCUCCCGCCGCGGCGCUGAGGCACGACAGGACAACAGACAAGGGUCAUCGUCGACGUCCACGCCCACGCCGCCGCCGACUCCAUCCAAGCUCCAACUUCUACAAGCAGGCGAGUGCACGUCGCCGCCGGCGCCCAUGACCGAUCACGCCCAAACGCACAGGCCGGCGGCUCCAAGGCAGCAGCUAGCAGCCGCCGUCAAGCCCUCAGGUGGCUCAUUAGGAUACCUACAGUCAACCGCGGCGGCCGGCGAACAUCAUCAGCAGGAGGGAGCCGCGGCUUUGCUUUACCAGCAGUACUCCAAGAGCACAAACACCUUCGCUUCCACGUACUCGCUGCUCAACCUGGUGAACGCGGCCUCCAUGGGCGUCGCCUCCGCCGCGGCCAUCGACGAGCUGAGCACGCUGGUGGGCCACGGCGCCACCCAGCUGCCGUCCUACCACAGCCCCGCGUCGUCCGGCGGCCACCACGACCACUUCGUCGUUCCCCUGCCGGCGCCGCCGUCGCAGCCAAUUACGCCGCUGGGGACGCUGCCGAUGUCGCUGGCCGCCAUCUCCGACAAGAUCUGGGACUGGAACCCGAUCCCCGACGCGGCGGCGGGCAGAGAUUACGGUGGCGCCGGCUUCAAGUGACGGAUCAAGGGAAGCGCGUGCGCGGCAACAGUGCAUGCACCCGUGCAUGGCUAGCUGUGCAAUUGGUACCACUCCACCUCUUGUACACCUCUCUCUCUCUCUCUCUCUCUCUCUCUCUCUCUCUCUCUCUCUCUCUCUCUCUCUCUCUCUCCACAGUUAUUAUUCUUCCGAGUAAACGAACAAUUAGACCAUUAUAGCAUUCUUGGCCAGUCCAUAUAUAGAUCACCCCAUCUUCUCAGGUAUCAUCAAGAAUUCAGGAUAGAUAAUUUGUAAUUCCUGAUGAGUUCCAUAUAAUAACCUCGUCGAUUUGACAAGAUACACAUGCAUGUGUUACUGACAAUGUAGGACCUGGAUGGGCGCAUGUACUUGCAUGUGUCUAGUGAAAAGUGCCUCGUUUUUAA